This is a messenger RNA of Zea mays, 1947 nucleotides long. RefSeq names its product opaque endosperm 2. The record is from RefSeq and is a predicted model, not a curated record. The transcript has 7 exons. Gene Ontology annotation, biological process: regulation of DNA-templated transcription. The coding region runs from base 405 to 1775 and encodes 456 amino acids. NCBI's taxonomy places the organism in Eukaryota, Viridiplantae, Streptophyta, Magnoliopsida, Poales, Poaceae. Gene Ontology annotation, molecular function: DNA-binding transcription factor activity.
AAUCCAGUGGUUUAAAGGUAGUAGAACACACACGGGCAUGCAUGGGUACACGCUUGGCUUAUUGCUAACACGUGUGGUUAAAACAAAAACACACAUGCAUGUAGCGUCACGAUAAAACCCAUGGUACGUAACUUGGUAGCGCACCAUCUAGCUAACUUUGCUUUCUGUUAGCCUUUCCAAACAAAAUCACUUGUCCUAUUUGCUGCCCUGCAGGUUCACAUUGAGUGCAAGGCCGAUGCAUUUUUUUCUUCUUUUUUUUUGCCUCUCCAGAAGUUUCUGCAGGGAGGCACAGCAAGAGAGAGAGCCCAGCACUAGAUAAGUAGGGGGGGAAAGAAGAGCAUCCAAGCGUACUCCUCGAUCUCCUUCAAGCAGCUAACAUAAUUAACUCAUGGGUGCAUAGAGAUAUGCCGCCGACGACCCAUCAUAUCUAUGGUUACUUAUUAUUGGGCAUGGAGCACGUCAUCUCAAUGGAGGAGAUCCUCGGGCCCUUCUGGGAGCUGCUACCACCGCCAGCGCCAGAGCCAGAGCCAGAGCGAGAGCAGCCUCCGGUAACCGGCAUCGUCGUCGGCAGUGUCAUAGACGUUGCUGCUGCUGGUCACGGUCAUGGUGGCGGCGACAUGAUGGAUCAGCAGCACGCCACAGAGUGGACCUUUGAGAGGUUACUGGAAGAGGAGGCUCUGACGACAAGCACACCGCCGCCGGUGGUGGUGGUGCCGAACUCUUGUUGCUCAGGCGCCCUAAAUGUUGACCGGCCGCCGGUGAUGGAAGAGGCGGUAAUGAUGGCGCCUGCGGCGGUGAGUAGUGCCGUAGUAGGGGACCCCAUGGAGUACAAUGCCAUACUGAGGAGGAAGCUGGAGGAGGACCUCGAGGCCUUCAAAAUGUGGAGGGCGGCCUCCAGUGUUGUGACCUCAGAUCAACGUUCUCAAGGCUCAAACAAUCACACUGGAGGUAGCAGCAUCAGGAAUAAUCCAGUGCAGAACAAGCUGAUGAACGGCGAAGAUCCAAUCAACAAUAACCACGCUCAAACCGCAGGCCUUGGCGUGAGGCUUGCUACUAGCUCUUCCUCGAGAGAUCCUUCACCAUCAGACGAAGACAUGGACGGAGAAGUAGAGAUUCUGGGGUUCAAGAUGCCUACCGAGGAAAGAGUGAGGAAAAGAAAGGAAUCCAAUAGAGAAUCAGCCAGACGCUCGAGAUACAGGAAAGCCGCUCACCUGAAAGAACUGGAGGACCAGGUAGCACAGCUAAAAGCCGAGAAUUCUUGCCUGCUGAGGCGCAUUGCCGCUCUGAACCAGAAGUACAACGACGCUAACGUCGACAACAGGGUGCUGAGAGCGGACAUGGAGACCCUAAGAGCUAAGGUGAAGAUGGGAGAGGACUCCCUGAAGCGGGUGAUAGAGAUGAGCUCAUCAGUGCCGUCGUCCAUGCCCAUCUCGGCGCCGACCCCCAGCUCCGACGCUCCAGUGCCGCCGCCGCCUAUCCGAGACAGCAUCGUCGGCUACUUCUCCGCCACAGCCGCAGACGACGAUGCUUCGGUCGGCAACGGUUUCUUGCGACUGCAAGCUCAUCAAGAGCCUGCAUCCAUGGUCGUCGGUGGAACUCUGAGCGCCACAGAGAUGAACCGAGUAGCAGCAGCCACGCAUUGCGCGGGGGCCAUGGAGCUCAUCCAGACGGCGAUGGGAUCCAUGCCGCCGACCUCCGCCUCCGGAUCUACACCGCCGCCGCAGGAUUAUGAGCUGCUGGGUCCAAAUGGGGCCAUACACAUGGACAUGUAUUAGGCACUGCGGGUUUCGUGAUCGCUGGGAACAUUUUAUUUGCAGGCGUCGCUGAAUAAGGCUGGUUGUCUCGAUCUCCCUUGACAUGAAAUCCAAAUAACUCACAAUUAACCAUGAGUGUUCCGUUUGGUCCCAGUUUCGAAGGUAUUGUUAAUCAUAAUAGUGUUGUUCUGUA